AUGAACCAAGGUUCAGGUCCGACAAGGCGUGGGGAGAGUGAAAGUCUGUUACGCUCUCUCACCUCCAAUACGCAAGUGCGUGGCUCAUUUAAUGGUGUUGGGAAUGCCUCCUCGGCCACCACAGUACCAUUCCUCACCAAUGUUGAAAGCCACUUUGGGCGAGUUACGCUUACUGCCCCUGAUAACAUGAGAAGAACUAAGAAGCGGACUGCCAAAUCUAAGAGUGCUCAUCCUGCAUCGAGCUCAGGUAUACACGCUGUGCCAGCCCAAACGCUAUCAUCAGAGCGUGCUGCCACCACUCGAACACAGCCACGCCGCGAACGUUCGACAACAAGUAUGAGAACCACUGCCACACGUGAGCUGGAUCGCCGUGUGAAUGUAUGGGACAGUAUGGGUGUGCUCACAUCCACAGAUGAUGCUGAUCCGCCGCCACCUUUUGUGCCAUCAGAGACACCCAGCGCUAGGCCGUCGGGUCCGCCGAUUCCCCGAAGUCCUCCGCCCGCCUUUGUGAGUGAGGAUGAAGAAUCUGAUCAUGAUGAAGUUGAAUAUGUGACUCGAUUACCAGCACCCGUUGACCCUGUUAAGCUCCGCGAGAGUGAUGCAUGGGAACGCGAUCGCUUACUUGGAUUCAGUCUGGAAGAGCGUGUAGCUCGAAUGGAAAGACGACGCGCCGGUGUGCCGCACCCAUCUAUGCGAAACACGAUUAGUACUGUCACGACGCAGCCUGAGACAGUUCGGUGGAAUCGACCAGCAGUUCAGUCGGAUACGGUGGAAUUCCCAACGCUCGAAGUGCCCAAAGCUCCUCAGGCCCUCACACGUCGUGAUCAUGGUGAUACAGUAGACGAUACUUCUAGCGAAGAUUCAAGACUGGAUGAAGUCGACAAUUCAGAUGAGGAAUGGCAGCAUGAGCAUGAUGCACUCGAAGCAUUACAUCGACAAGAGGCCGAUGCGCGUCAUGAACAGCAGAGCCGAGAAUCCCUACCCAGACGCGUACCUCCUAUACCAGACUCGGGGGUCGAACCACCAGUAUCUCGUCCACUACCACCGCCACCGCCAUCCCGCGUUCCUUACAUUCGGUCGGCCUAUGACCAGCUCCGAAUGUGGCAGUCUCAAAAUCGAUUACCCGAAGCGUUGAAUCGGGACAUGAACGAACAUGAAGAGCGCCUAUUGCGCCGGAAUGCUUCCAUGCCCGGCCACUUUGGCAGUGCUUUUUCUAAUGCUCAAUCCUCCGUGGCGCCUUUACCUAGACAAGUGCGACUUCCUGUCGUGACUGACGCCACGCGCCAUUUUCCUAGAUCAGAGCCUACUUCAGCGUCGGCGCAAGCGAUCGAUUCUACCCAGGAAUUCGAGCGUAGCGUUCUCACAACUGAGCAUGCAGACAUACCAGAAGUGCAGGUCUCAGAAGCAGUGUCCGAAUCGCGGCAUACAGAGGAUGUACAGCCAGAAAACGUGUCUGAAAGCAAUACAGACCAAGACGUGGCCAUGACAGCAACACAACCAUCUGAGGAAGCACAGCCCCUCGACGCGUCUGAGGGCAUCACUGACCUAGAUGUGGCCGUGGCGCAUUUGGACCAUCCAGCCACUCAUUAUGAAUGGGCGACGCUGAUCAGCGACUUCCUUGGCCCGGCGCGUGAACAGACGCAGCGGACGACCGAGGAGCUCGAGGGCAUCUCGGUUGGCCGAGUCGAAUUAGAGCAUCGCCGCGUCACGACAUCAGGCCAAGUCCGCGUUCGACUUAGUGUCGCCGGGAUGCGUGUUGACCGGUGCGGAAUUUGUCUCGAGCAGUUCCGCGAAGGACAACUUGCUUGUAUAUUACCUUGUUUUCACAUGUGCGUAUUGUUUAUGACUGACCACAGCUUCCACAACCAUUGUACUAUAGAACUACUGCGCCAUGCUCAACAAUGUCCAGUGUGUCGUCGGGACAUACUACGCAGUUAA
Molecule: messenger RNA, 1938 nt
Organism: Malassezia restricta
Lineage: Eukaryota; Fungi; Basidiomycota; Malasseziomycetes; Malasseziales; Malasseziaceae
Exons: 1
Coding region: 1-1938 (645 amino acids)
Source: RefSeq, a predicted model, not a curated record